AUGGUCAAACAAAACAAGCAAACCGCAUCAUCAUCGGCGGAUGCAUUGAGCACUGGUCUCGCCGGGCGAAGCGUGAAUGAUGCUGCUCGUGCUGCUGAUGCUGCUCGUGCUCUUGCUGCUGCUCGUGCUGCUGCUUAUGCUCGUCGUGAUGCUGCUGCUCCUGUACCUGCUCGUGGUGCUGCUCGUGCUCCUCCUGCUGCUCGUGUUGCUGCUUUUGGUCGUGCUCCUCCUGUUGGUGUUGAAGCGACCUCGAGUUCUGCUCCUGCUCCAGAUGCUGCUCCCAUUGCGCAAAGCGGCGGCCGAGAGCAGACGUCGAGGCAACUACAGCCAGCGACUCUGUAA
Capsaspora owczarzaki ATCC 30864 is the source of this 342-nucleotide messenger RNA. RefSeq lists its product as hypothetical. The coding region runs from base 1 to 342 and encodes 113 amino acids. NCBI's taxonomy places the organism in Eukaryota, Filasterea, Ministeriida, Capsasporidae. The record is from RefSeq and is a predicted model, not a curated record. The transcript is spliced from 2 exons.